This is a messenger RNA of Naegleria fowleri, 2265 nucleotides long. RefSeq lists its product as uncharacterized. The transcript has a single exon. Lineage: Eukaryota; Heterolobosea; Eutetramitea; Acrasida; Naegleriidae. Gene Ontology annotation, molecular function: protein binding. The coding region runs from base 1 to 2265 and encodes 754 amino acids. The record is from RefSeq and is a predicted model, not a curated record.
AUGUUCACGUCUUCUUUGGGGCGACUUUCAGCCCAUUCACUUGCUCCCAGAAAUCGGAGCCUCCUUUCCAACAUGUUCAAAUCAAAUUUAAAUCAUUUCAAUGGAAAUAAUCGAUCGGAGAGGUAUUUUCAGACGAACCAAAUGAGAAAUAGUUCCGUUGAUGUAUUUUCAAAAUUAAACCAAAAAUCAAAAACUACAAUGUCAUCGACUUGCAAACAAAAUCAACAACUAAACUCUCGUCAUGAAGAGGACAAUAAUGCGAAAAUAACACAAAAUAUCACACCCGACCAACAAUUGAAAACACUCUUUAAUUCGGAGCAUGAGGCUUUUUCAAAGCAACAACAAGACAUUCAUGUCGAAUCUGUGGAAUCUUUGGAUCCUGCAACGAGAGAAUCCAUCAUCAAAAUUAAAUCCGACUUGAAAAAUCAUUUAGCACAUGCCAACCACUUGUUGAUGAAUAACGAAAAGGCGCAAGCUGGAAUUUAUCUCAUGAAUGUCAUGAAAAAUUUCAAAAUGGAACCAAAUCAUGCAGUGUAUGUGCUUGAUGAAUUAUUGCCACUUUUGGAGAAGGUUAUUAAAUCCAUGGUGCAAGCUUGGCAUUUCGAUACAUCAGAAUGGAGAGAACAAUUGAAGGAAAAACAUUUUGAAAUUUCGCACACUCUCGCAGAAAUGAUUAAGAAAAAACAUCCCAGUCUGUUUAAUGUUGAUGAUAAUUCAACCUCUACUGAUAUCGAAAGAAAUACUACUGAAUUUAAAGUUAAUUUCAGCGGUGAAUUCGAAACUCAUUCAACCUCUAUCGAUUCAAGUCAUUUUCUUGUUGUUGUAAUGAUUGACAAAGUCGUCAACAGCAUCAUCAUGAACAUGAAACCAUGGUCCGACUACAUUUCACAUUCAAUAUUGGUGCAAUUUGAUAUUCAAAAACAUCUACUUCUUUUCUUUGGUGAGGCAAUUAAGGAAAAGAAUGAAACAAAUAUUCCUCUCAAUAUUUCUGUUUUUGCAGGAUAUUGUUAUUCAGUACUAUUCAAUGAACAUGUAAUGAUGAGUGAUGACAUGUCUGAAAAGACCAUGUUACUGAGAAUGUGGAAACAUGUGCAACAAAAAUAUGAUGACAUGUUGAAACAACAACAAUCUACCAUCACAACAACAAAGCCUCUCAUUCAUCACAGACGAGACACUUCGACGGUGCUCGAUGUGAGUACUGACAUACCCAUCCAUGUGAAAUCAUGCAUGAAUUUGUGUCGAAUAAUUUUUAAUUUUAAUCCGCGAAACGAACAAUCCUAUACCAUUACAGAAUCUCAAUUGACAGAAUUAUUGAAAACAGAUCCACAUAAUCCUUAUAUUUUAUACUUUCAUUGCUUGGUAUUGGAAAAGAAGGCAAAGUUCUUAAUGAUGCAAGAUUUUGACAAGAAUGUGUAUCAAGUUGAGAACGCUCUUCAAUCUGAACUCUCUCUAAUUGAGAAAUUAGAGAAUAUUCUCAAAGAACACUCACCACCACAAACACGGAAAGAUCAAUUACCUUAUCUGACCUCUGGAUUCACUCCAUUCUUACCAACUCCUCUCCGAAAAGCCCACAUCUAUAGCAUGCAAAUUGAUUUAUUCUCACGAUCUCAACUCACACCGAAAAUUCAAAGCAGUGUGAAUCAACUGUUAAUGGAAUUGGGAAAAUUGGAAAAAUUGCUCUUUCCUAAAAACCCUCUCCUUCUCACCAAUAACAUGUUGAAUCAAUUCCUUUUUUUGAAAGCAAGAGCUUAUUUUUAUGCUCGUAAUGCGACUUCCUGUUGUGAAACAUUUGAAACUCUCUUUUCAUUGAGAUAUUUAUUUGAAGAGCAUGAACCAAAUGUUGUGAAAGCAGCAUCGUUUUAUGUGGCAGGAAUGCACAUGCUCAAACGAUUGCAAGAAGCAACUCCCAAAUUGGAACAACUCUUGAAAGAAGAUCCCUCGAAUUUAGAAUUACAAUUUCUCCGAUUAAGCAUUCGUGAAUUGUCUCUUCAAAAUACCUACAUCUCGAGAAAUGAUUUCACCUCUCUCAUUCAUGACUAUCAAGAAUUAUUGAAACAAGUUCAAGACAAGACGACCAAGAGUGGAAAGAGUUCAAACCAAAGUAGUGACAGUGGUAGAACGAACAAGAACAACAAACAGGACUCGAGUGUCAACAAUGACAUUCCGAAAGUAAGCCAUACGGCACUCGAACAAAAAAUUCUCAACCGACUUCAAUAUCUCUAUCAGGUCUCUCAGAAUCGAAAAGGCAACGCCACAACGCUUUAG